AUGUGCAGUCGCAAUACUUUCACCGUUGCUGGCCUGGUGCUCUAUCUGUUUUUCCUAGGCAGGACUUAUGGUACACCAAUAGAUCCCUAUGAGGGUCAAGAUUUCUACAAGUUAUUGAACAAUCCGGAUGGACGCUUGGCACUAUCAUCCAGACUGACAACGGCAGAUCGUAUAGCCGAGCAUGGGUAUCCAGUGGAGCGCCAUAGUGUGGUCACCGAGGAUGGGUAUAUUAUUGGCUUGUUUCGCAUUCCCUAUUCACAUAAGCUUCAAAACGAGCAAGCCCUAAGGCCCAUAGCUUUUCUACAACAUGGACUCUCGAGCAGCUCGGAUGGUUGGAUCUCCAUGGGUCCGGACGAUGCCUUGCCAUUUCUGUUGGCCGACGCCGGCUUCGACGUUUGGUUGGGAAAUGCGCGCGGCACUACCUAUUCGAGAAAUCAUACUUCACGCUCUACAGAACAUCCUUAUUUCUGGCGAUUUAGUUGGCACGAAAUUGGUUAUUAUGACAUAGCGGCCGUGAUAGAUUACGUCCUGUCCGCCAACGGGCAGAACCAGCAGGGUAUCCAUUAUGUCGGCCACUCACAGGGAACUACAGUGUUCUUUGUUCUGAUGUCGACACGCCCGGAGUACAAUGCAAAGAUAAAGACGGCCCACAUGUUGGCUCCGGUGGCUUAUAUGAACAACCUGUCGAACUCGCUAGUUCGUUGGCUAGGACCCUACCUCGGCCACUAUAACACCUACUCCUUGCUGUUUGGGUCCCAGGAAUUUUUGCCCUACAACGACUUCUUCCUGGCGCUCUUGUAUAAUACCUGCCGACCAGAGUCGCGCUUUGCAAACUUCUGCGAUGGAGUGUUAUAUAAUAGCAAUCAAGAAGGGCGCUCUAAUUCGACUGCCUCUGCCAUCAAUGCUCAGACACAUCCGGCAGGUGCUUCAACCGAUCAGGGGCUACAUUAUCUACAGGAGCAGCAGUCGGGCUAUUUCCGGCAGUUCGAUUUCGGGAAGGCGAAAAAUAUUCAAGUGUAUGGAACGGAAUUCCCGCCGGACUAUGCCACCGAGCAGAUAACAUGCCAAACGCAUUUGUGGUACGGCGACAGCGAUGACCUGGCCGCGGUUACAGAUGUCCUGCGAUUGGCCGAGACAUUGCCCAACAAGGUAAUGCACCAUAUGAACGAUCCGUUUUGGGAUCACGGUGACUUCGCAACUAAUUGGGAAGUGCGGAAAUAUAUUAAUGAUCCCAUCAUACAAAUUAUGCAGGACUUCGAGGAUCAGCUUACGUAA
Molecule: messenger RNA, 1275 nt
Organism: Scaptodrosophila lebanonensis
Lineage: Eukaryota; Metazoa; Arthropoda; Insecta; Diptera; Drosophilidae
Product: lipase 3-like
Exons: 3
Coding region: 1-1275 (424 amino acids)
Biological process (GO): lipid metabolic process
Molecular function (GO): hydrolase activity, acting on ester bonds
Source: RefSeq, a predicted model, not a curated record